AUGGCUGAAAAGAAGAAAGCAUUACAGAUCAAUCCACUAGAUAUAACGGAAUCAUUAGGAUAUACAACUUUCAGAAGAGAUUCAAGAAAACCAUGGACCAAAGAAGAGGAUAGAAGAUUAAGUGAACUAGUGCAUGGAAAGUUGAUAGAGUUAGGAUAUGAAGAGGGUAUAAAAUCUUUGAAUCACAACUCAUGGGAUGUCAAUCAGACGCAAUUACCACAAGAAAUUGAUUGGGAAGAGAUUGGAGAGAAAUUACAGACAAGAAAACCAAAGGAUUGUAGAAAGAGAUGGACCAAUUCAUUAGAUCCAAAUUUGAAAAAGGGGAAAUGGACAGCUCAAGAAGAUGAAAAAUUGUUAGCCUCAUAUAAGAUUCAUGGAUCUUCAUGGCAAAAGAUUUCAUUAGAUAUACCGGGUAGAACAGAUGAUCAAUGUGCUAAGCGUUAUAUUGAAGUUUUAGAUCCCAACACGAAGGAUCGGUUAAGACCAUGGAACCUUGAAGAGGAUUUGGAGUUGAUAAAGAAAGUGAAAUUAUACGGUACAAAAUGGCGUACAAUAUCGUUGGAAAUGAAGAGUCGACCAAGUUUAACUUGCAGAAACAGAUGGAGAAAGAUUGUUACCGAUGUUGUUAGAGGUAAGGCUUUACCUGAAAUAAAGCAAGCAUUAGAUUCAAUUCAAGGUGGAUUUUCAACUUUAGAAAAAAUCAAUGAAAACUUGGAGAGACAAAGACAGACACAAAUGGAUACACCAAAUGAUGAAUUAAAAGGGAACGCUGGAGUUCGCAAUCAUCAUGGUGAUAGUUUUGAAAGAUCUAAAUCUAUGAAAUCUCAAACCAAUGGAACUAUACCAUCUUUAACAUCCAUGGCUUCACCAUCAUAUUCUGGUGCCCUUGGUGAAUCUCCUAAACCACACAACACAGAAAUUGAUUGGAAAUACACUUUGAAGGAUACAUCCGGGUUAACUUUGUCAAAUGGUAAUAUUUCAACAACCGAUUUAGCUAAGCAAUUGAUUGAAAACGCCAAAAGAUAUGAUUUGAAAAUUUCUAUUCAUCAACAUAUCCAUCAUCAUUAUGCACCAACUGGAUCACUUCCAAAAGGUGCAUCCCCAGUUGAAUCAACAACUUCACAGAACUCAGGAAAUCCUGAUGAUUUGGUCAUGCCAAACAGAUAUUCACAUUUCAACUAUCUCCCUCCUAUGGUUCAACCCCAAUUAGAAAGUUCAAAUACAAUAACCACGAAAGAAAGUGAUUUGGCUAGAUUAUUGAAUCCUUCAGGACAUCAUCAACAGCAACAACAUUAUCAACAUGGGAACGUUAAGAAUGGGAAGAGGAAACUAUCAGGAUCAAGCAGUAACAAUAGUAGAUCAAAGCAAAGACCAGCAGUUUCAAGUCGUCACCAACCAUCAACUGGCUUUACAGAUUCACAUAGGAAACCGUCAUUUAAUCAAGAUGAAUUAGAAGAUGAGCUUGAUUUCUGGGAGACAAUGAGAAGUUUGAGUCAAGUGGUGAAUAACAACAACAGUAACAACAUACAAUCAAGUUCCAACAUGCAUAGACUUCCCCAAACUGUUCCACCAAGAGGAAAUACGCCCAAUGGAGGAGCUAAUGAUCUGGGUUUAUAUUACAGUGUAUUCGGAGAGGAUGAAGAAGAUAUUGAUGAUGAUGAAUUCAAGAAUGAUCUUAAGGAUAUUGAAGGUUUGGCUGGGAUUCUACCUUUCAAUCCUUCAUGA
Messenger RNA from Hansenula anomala, 1725 nucleotides. RefSeq lists its product as uncharacterized. The record is from RefSeq and is a predicted model, not a curated record. The transcript has a single exon. Bases 1 to 1725 code for a protein of 574 amino acids. Lineage: Eukaryota; Fungi; Ascomycota; Saccharomycetes; Phaffomycetales; Wickerhamomycetaceae.